Zygosaccharomyces rouxii is the source of this 852-nucleotide messenger RNA. It is a transcript of the gene FSH3, whose product is annotated as putative serine hydrolase. Bases 1 to 852 code for a protein of 283 amino acids. The transcript has a single exon. NCBI's taxonomy places the organism in Eukaryota, Fungi, Ascomycota, Saccharomycetes, Saccharomycetales, Saccharomycetaceae. The record is from RefSeq and is a predicted model, not a curated record. Gene Ontology annotation, cellular component: cytoplasm; nucleus.
AUGCCACCUCUCCCUCGUAAAAAGAUUUUGAUGCUUCAUGGAUUCGUCCAAUCUGGUAAGAUUUUCUCCUCCAAGACUGGAGGUCUUCGUAAAACCCUGAACAAGAUCGGGUACGAUCUGUUGUAUCCAACUUCUCCUAUGGGGAUUACGAAGGAAGAGCUAAUGGCUCAGCAUAACAUCAAGCCAGGUGAAGACAGUGACAAGGAGGUGGCUUCGCAGUUUAAUACGACAACAGAUGGUCAAGAUGUCUAUUACGGUUGGUGGAAGAGAAGCAGUUCAUGUUUCCAGGAUUUCGAUAUUGGUCAAGAUGUCUGGGAUUAUCUACGUGGCUACAUUUUAGAGAAUGGCCCAUUUGAAGGUAUAAUGGGAUUUAGUCAAGGCGGUGCAUUCGCCGGUUAUCUUUUAACGAACUUCCAUAAACUGCUAAAUUUGACAUACGAACAACAGCCACCACUAAAAUUUUUUGUUACUUUCAGUGGAUUUAGAUUAGAGGCUUCCCAAUUCCAAUCAGAUUAUGACAAGCAGCCUCUAUCUGUACCUUCUUUGCACGUUCAAGGUGAACAGGACACUGUAGUCUCGGAAGCUAGAAUACUAUCGCUGUACAAUUCGUGCCAAGAGGACAAGAGAACCUUGUUAAGACAUCCUGGCGGUCAUUACGUGCCCAACUCGAAGCAGUACGUGAGUCAAGUAUGUAAUUGGAUCCAAUGGAUUGAAUCUCAAGGCAAGACAUCAUCACAAGAAGAGUCCAAGGACGAUGCACCCAAGAAACAGGAUACCGCGAAACCAGAUCUGGGAGAUGACUUGAUGGGAACCAUUGAUUCGAUGAUGGGGGCCACAAGACUUAAAGAUUAG